Molecule: messenger RNA, 3756 nt
Organism: Pteronotus mesoamericanus
Lineage: Eukaryota; Metazoa; Chordata; Mammalia; Chiroptera; Mormoopidae
Gene: PTGR3
Product: prostaglandin reductase 3
Exons: 2
Coding region: 110-1243 (377 amino acids)
Cellular component (GO): mitochondrion
Molecular function (GO): zinc ion binding
Source: RefSeq, a predicted model, not a curated record
GCGGACCCUCCGGCUCCGCCCGCCCGCCCGCGCCGAGCCGAGCCCAGCAGCCCGGGCCGGUCGCGACCUUGGCCUGCGGCGGCGCAGAAAGCGGGCGGAGGCGCGGGCCAUGCUGCGGUGGGCGUCCGCCCGGGCCAGAACCAUCGUCGACAUGUCGUACGCCCGCCACUUCCUGGACUUCCAGGGCUCCGCCAUCCCCCACGCCAUGCAGAAGCUGGUGGUGACUCGGCUGAGCCCCGACUUCCGCGAGGCCGUCACCCUGCUCCGGGACUGCCCGGUGCCACUCCCGGGGGACGGAGACCUCCUCGUCCGAAACCGAUUUGUCGGUGUUAAUGCAUCUGAUGUCAACUACGCUGCCGGACGAUAUGACCCUUCAGUCAAGACCCCCUUUGACGUGGGCUUCGAAGGCGUGGGUGAGGUGGUCGCCUUGGGCCUGUCUGCCAGCGCCAGGUACGCCGUGGGCCAGGCGGUGGCCUACAUGGCCCCCGGCUCUUUCGCCGAGUACACAGUGGUGCCUGCCCACGCGGCCACUCCCGUGCCCGCGGCCACGCCCGCGUAUCUCACCCUGCUGGUCAGUGGGGCCACCGCGCACAUCAGCCUCAAAGAGCUGGGAGGACUGGAGGAAGGGAAGAAAGUGCUGGUGACGGCGGCAGCCGGGGGGACGGGCCAGUUUGCCGUGCAGCUGGCAAAGAAGGCCAAGUGCCAUGUAAUUGGCACCUGCUCUUCAGACGAAAAGUCUGCUUUCCUGAAAUCCAUCGGCUGCGACCGGCCCAUCAACUAUAACGCGGAGCCCGUCGGUGUGGUCCUGGCCCGGGAGUACCCCGGCGGGGUGGACGUGGUGUAUGAGUCCGUGGGGGGCGCCAUGUUCGACCUGGCUGUAGACGCCUUGGCCGUCAAGGGGCGCCUGCUAGUGAUUGGGUUUAUCUCUGGCUACCAAACGCCUACGGGCCUCUCGCCCGUGAAGGCAGGCACGUUACCGGUCAAACUGCUGAGGAAAUCCGCCAGCGUCCAGGGCUUCUUUCUGAACCAGUACCUUUCUGAGCACAGAGCGUCCAUGGACCACUUGGUGAAGAUGUGCGCCCGCGGCGACCUGGUGUGCCAGGUGGACCAGGGCAACCUGUCCGCCGAGGGCAGGUUCACGGGCCUGGAGUCCGUGUUCCGGGCUGUCGAGUACAUGUAUGCGAGGAAAAACACUGGGAAAAUCGUAGUUGAAUUACCUCACUCUGUCAACAGUAAGCUGUAGAAACAGAGCAACGGCAUAAAUCAAAGGGGAAAGAAAGGUACUUGAGGCUUCAGAACCACUCUGACCAAUUUAUUUUUAGUCGGUAACGGAGAUAGUAUUUUUUAAAACCAAAGUAUGGUGUUAAUGCGUGGGUUUCUCUUUCUCCUUCCUUUUUUCUUGCCCCCCCCCCCACCUCCCUUGAAAAAAUAACGUGCUCCUAAAACUUUCUUCUGUAGCUCAGAGGUAGAAACCUUUAUGUUCAGCCCUUUGGUCAUAGACAGUCUCAUUCCAGAUUUUAUUGUUCCUGGGAACCAAAUUAAUUCCUGAUGCGAGGGCUGAUCAAAUCAGUAUGUCUUCAGCUUGAUGAGAUUUUAAAAUUGGUCUUGAAAAUAGUUCACAAAUUCUUUGCUUUGGCAGACUUUGGUCUUGGGCUAAUAGGUAGUUAAUAAGUGGGACAGAGCGCCAAACUCAGUCGUAUUUCAGAGUCCAUAUUCUCAGGAAACGGUCCCCUCUUUUCCUAGAAAUUACUAGCCAGCUAUCUAAACAGAAAGUUGGAGGCCCUUUCCCCUAACUUUGACUUUCAUUAGGGUAUUAGGAGAACUGAGGACGUGAGCGCAGGCCUGUUUUAAAGAAGGGUCCUGUACUUGGUGGAGCUUUUGCCAGGCGAGGCCCCUGUUGGAAGGAACAAUUUCACUCCUCCCUUAAAGCAGCAACUUGGGGCCGAACAGAACUUACGUAGGCAAAAGCAGGUGUGGGGAGCGGACGACAGAGUUGGGGGGCUCGAACAACCUAAAAGGUGUGUACCCCAUCCACACUGAGGGUCCCCGUAACCAGCAAGGGCAAGCCGCUCCAGGCCCAUCCCUGGGGGUCCCUACAGACGCCCGGGGUGGGCCUGACCGCGCAAAGCGUCCCCAGAAGCAGAACAGUGGCUCCCCCGCAGAGGCGGCCGGCCCGGGAGGUGUGUUCACCUCCGAUCGGGGGCCAGAGUAGCAGCCCCCGCUCCUGUGUUCCCGUCUUCCUCCUCCGUGGGUUCUGGUGGGGCGAGGUGCUGCGUGCCCCGCCGCCUGGUGUCCCAGGAGCCCACGGAGACGAGCGCCUCCCCUCGACUCACACCUGCAGCCGCCCUGCCCGCCUGCCCCCAGCCUCCCGCCCCCCGAAGGCUGCCGCAGCCCCCGCCGUGGCCCCGGAAAUCCCACAGUGCUUUUGUAAUCGAGGGCAGGGCCCGCCAGGUUAUUUUUCAAACCCUGGGGUUUCUGUGUCUCACAUGCUAAAUAAAUAGGAAGACAAUUAAAGGUGAUCCAGAAACCUGGGUGACCGUGAUUCAUUUUUCUUGUCUCCCGUCCGAGGAGCAAGGAAAUCCUACUGCCCAGUCGCUGUUCGUAUCUAUUUCACGAGAUUUACUCAUUUUCAGGUACCUAAUGUAGCUGCUAGCAUGCAUGCACAACAAUACAAUUUAUAUGGUAAAUGGGGCCAAAUAACAGCUUCACUGAAUGUUAUGGCUGCGCUGAAGGGAAAUGUCACGGUAAAUAGCUGCCAAAUUAUGGAUCAUGCCGAAGUGUCACAACUGCACUAAAGACAAAUGGCACCGGAGGCUAUUGCCACUGCGAGGCUCCUGAGUUAUGAGGAAGGGUAGUGGCCUGAUGCGAGGCUCUUUGUGUCCUCAUUAUAGCAAAGGGUUACCAGUGCAGGGGACAGGGAAAGCCGGUCCAGUGCGGGGCUCGGCCAUUAAUCUGCCCCUUGCAGACCGCGCGGCAGCGGCAGGGCGGACCGGGGCUGGGCCAGGCGCUCCGAGGCACAGACUCGCGAGGGGCGGGGGCAGGUUCCUGACCGGCUCUGCCCCGGAAAUGGCUGCAAACGGGAAAAAACGUGGCGACGACCGAACCCCCUCGCCGCCACGGAACAGCCUUAACCGAAGGCGGUGCGUGUGUGCGGGCCCCGGCGGCCCCUGCGGGCGGACGCGUGAGAGGACACGCCCCUCCCUUUGUCGCGACUCUGCACCGGCCGAACGGCUGCUGCUAAACUGAAGUGCGUCCCGGUUUCUUUCAUUUUAAUGGGAGGGUAAUAAAGAUGAAAGACCAACAUUUUUACUGAUGGAUCCCUUAAGCUACAGAACAGGAAUUUAUUGUGUUUUGAAGGAAUAUACUAAACUCAGCUAUGUUUUUUUAAGAAAAAAAAAGAAUUCAAACACCCAGGUUUGAAAUAAAAUCUCAUCUGAACCCCCCGAGCGGGCCUGUCUCCAGACCCAGGAACGGCAGGGCAGGCCGCCUCCAUUCAGCCUCAGGAAGCAAGCGUGAAAGAUUCCGCCCAUUCACGUAAUGCCAAAAAGAUGUUUGAACUUUUUUUUUUUAUUCUUCUGAAAAAUGAUUUGUAAAUUGAAGGUCAUAGUUCAGCACCAGUUUCAUCUUCUGGGAUUAUCGUUCAAGACGAGCCUCUAAUGGGAGGUGAAAUGUCCUUCGGCCCCCCCACACCUUCUCCUGGACGGGAUCACACAGCACAGAAAGUGCAUCCAUAACUCAGGGCCAUUGGCAGCCUUU